GUUUAAACAAGCUCGCUACAACUAUAAUGGACAUUAUAUCUCUCCAAAAGAAAGCAAUGCAUGUGCCUUAGUUUCGGUGGAAAUUAGAGCGCCGUUUCAUCGCUCAAACGAGUCUAUCGAGGAACUAACUGUUCAUAAUACGAGUCCAGUGAUUUGUGAUGUUUGUAGUUUUAAAGUUUGAAUGUCUCAAUACUCAGGGUCAUCAGUGUGCCGCUAAGUGAUGCUUGUUCUUUUGUCUUGUUAAUGGAGUGUAUGCUUUUGCUGUGUCCUGCAGCUAAUCAGUCAGAUUGUCGGCCUUGUAGCCCACUCUCCAAGGAACACCAGAAAAACUGGAACAAAUAUAUUGACUUAUUGCUGUCGAAUUGGGAAGACAAGCUUCACCUUCCUACCUAUUAUCGCGAAUUGAAAACACACCCAUUUUGUUGUACUCCAGGUCCAGGUUAUUCAUGUCGUCUAAAUCUUAUUCACGAACCUCGCAAAGAACCUCGGCAGUUCUAUGAUCUCACGUGUGCGAAAGAUGACUUCUUUACUCCCAUUAAGUGUCAGCAAGACAAUGACAUUAGAUGUUGUUCUGAAAAGCAUUGUAAUGUUCCUUCUUCGGAGGAACUCAUGCUGCUUGUCAAGGACAAUCCUUCGAACUUAUAUCUUGUCGCUAUAUCUUUAUUAACCAUACUAUGCAUCAUCCUUUGUAUUGUAUCAGGGACUUUCUACUUCCUCUUGAGAAGAAAAUCAGUAGCCCGGCAAAAACAGAUCACUUCUCAGAAUGGUAUUACAUCUGAUCAUCUAUGGACAUCAGAUAAUAUUGAUAACCAAUACUUAAAGGGACCUGUGCAAGUACCAGACGCUUUAACUGUAAAUAAUACUUGUCCUGAAAAUGCAAGAGUAUUUUCCAAUGAUCCUUCUGCUGUUUCUGCCGGAAUAACUAGUCGUGGCGCUAGUAGUUUGAGCCAUUUUGGCAGUAGCGCUUUGGGAGCCACUCCUGGAAAUAUUAAUUCAUGUUCGAAUUCCCCUACUGGGGCUAUGACCAUCACUAGUUCGGGAUCAAAUUCCGCCAUGCCUACAACAGGUACUAUUCCUGCAGAUUUGAUGGACCACACCUGCAGUGGAUCAGGUUCCGGAAAACCUUUACUGGUUCAGCGAACAGUCGCUAGGCAAGUUCAGUUGGAAGAACGUAUCGGUGAAGGUCGUUAUGGUGUUGUAUGGCGAGGUGUUUGGCAAGGUGAUCUAGUAGCAGCUAAAAUCUUUUCUAGUCGGGAUGAACGCUCCUGGUUCCGAGAGACAGACAUUUAUCAGACGGUGAUGUUACGUCAUGCAAAUAUUCUAGGUUUUAUUGCAGCUGAUAAUAAGGAUACAGGACUGUCUACCCAAUUAUGGCUUAUAACUGACUAUCAUCCAUUAGGAUCAUUAUAUGAAUUUCUACAACAACAUUGUCUGACACCGUUUGCUCUUUUACGGGCCGUUGCAUCAAUUACCAAUGGUUUGGCACAUUUACACAUGGAAAUUACUGGGACACAGGGUAAACCUGCUAUAGCUCAUCGUGAUCUGAAGUCUAGGAAUAUCUUAGUUAAAAUGGAUGGUGAAUGUUGUAUUGGAGAUUUGGGUUUUGCUCUUAAAUUGGACUCAUCUAUGAAUACUGCAUUAGAAAUUAAUUCAAACUCAGAUCGUGUUGGAACCAAACGUUAUAUGGCUCCUGAAGUGUUAGAUAAUACAAUACGUUUAACAAGUCCAGAAGCAUUUAAACAAGCUGAUAUGUACAGUUUAGGUUUGGUAUUUUGGGAGGUUACAAGACGGUGCUAUGUUCGUAAUUUAUUCGGACCAGAUGAAUAUCAACUACCUUAUCAAGAUCUUGUGUCUGCAGAUCCUUCAGUAGAAGAAAUGAAGUCUGUUGUUUGUGAACAAGGUCUACGACCAGGUCUACCAGCUAUAUGGUCGAAACAUGAAAUUAUCCGAGCACUACAAGAUAUAAUGAGUGAAUGUUGGUAUGCUAGUCCAUCGGCUAGACUAUCAGCUAUGCGUGUUAAAAAAUCACUAGCUGGUGUACGUAAACAAUUAGAUACUAAUCCAGCAUUGUCAGAUUUUUCACAUACUAAUUAUCUACCUCCAGAAGCUACUGAUAAGCUUCCUUUUGGCAUAAUUCGUUGUCCAUCUGUGCCACGUAAUACUAUGAAUAAUACUAAUACUAAUACUACUAAUAAUAAACAAAUAAAUUUAUUACCAAAUCUUACAAGUACCAAUUCUGUUGGUACUACAGUUGGUAAUAAAUUACUCAUCUCAGGCAGUCAUAACAAUACAACUUAUAAUGAUAGUAAUAAUCCUUUAUUAACCACUACCAUCACUAUCACACCUCCAACAAUGCUUGAUAGUAAUAUUCAUCAUAGAAAGUGUCAAUGUAAUGAUGAUAAUAAUAUUUUAUAUUCAUCAUUAUUAUAUAACAAUGGAAAUAUUUCCUCAUAUUGGUCAAAUUGUGAAUAUGAUAAAUUAUUAUUAUUCAAUACACAUAAUAAUAAUAAUGAUAAUAAUUCGAAGCAUUUAUAGUCAUCAAUCAAUCUUCCUCCAUUAUAUUAAAGAAGAAAACAAAACCUGAUUAUUAUGAGUAGAUGGAGAGAAAUAAAGGAUAAUUGCACACUUAUUAUUAUAAAUAGUCUUAUAUACUUUCUCAGCUUGUAUUUUACUAUACUGAACUCUAUCCUAUGCAUAUAUAAUAUGCAUUUUCUCAUUCUUUGUUGUUGUUGUUGUCUCUUUUUUUUUCUGUCAAUGUGUAAAUGCUUGUAUUAUUACUAUCACUGUAUUGUGUAUUGUCACUAUUACUGAGCUCUUGUGUAUUGUUUCAUAUUUAUUGCUGUUUGUUAUUAUUUAACGCUUUGUAGAUUACUACUAAAGACAUGUGUAUAUGAUAUUUUCAUUCGAUUUUGAUUUUACUUUCAAACAGAAAUCAGCUAUUUUGUUGUUAUGAUAAGUAUGUAUGUAUGUAUGUAUGUGUAAUUGUAGUUUAUGUGUACAGUUCCACAGAUUGUUUAUGCUUACAUGUGCAAUCUUUAUUUCUUUCUUUUAUCGCACCACGACUCAACAGUCUUCUCGUAUUAACUUUCACUUUAUCUAUAUAUUGAUAUUAUUAUCAUCAUCAAUAAUCUAUUCCUAAGUUGAUCAGGUGUGUUUCUUUGUUUUAUGUAUUUUUCUUUAUCUCGGCACUCUUGGAAUGUCUUUCUUCGGGUUGCACACAUACAUUAUCUCUUCAUUAAAAUCACCCUCAAUACACUGGUUUAUAUUUUAGUUUUAUCCUAUAUCUGUCCUACCAAGUUGAAUUGCACAUAUACAUAUAAAACCUUUCCCUUGGCUUCAUUUAGCUUAGUUUAUGUGUACUAUGUAAAUUUGUGUUUCAUUUAUGAAAUAUCAGAAACAUUCUAAAAGUCGUACACUAGUUGACUAAGAAUAGAUUCGCUAAUUAUGCUGAUGAAUUAGAUACGAUAAUGUUGAUAAUGAUAGUAGAAUCUAGUUGUUCCUAUUACUAUUGUUAAUUACGUAUUUACACUGCAUUAUGCUUUUGUUUGUUAACAUUCUAUUUCGGUUUACCACAAACAAGAUGAAACAAUUCAGCAUAUAUAUAUAUAUAUAUAUACCCAUAUUUGUUUAAAAAAAUUAACUGCCAUGUGAUUCUCUUAUAUAUAUGUAUGUACGUAAGCUGACAUUUUAUUUUCACCGGUUUUAUUCCUUCUCUCAUGUUUUGGAUUGUCAUCGACACUGUGUAUCCUGGUUUUAUUUUCUUUAACAAAUGCCGGUUAUUGUUAUCCACUAUUAUUAUUGUUGUCAUCAUUGUUUCAUAUAUUGAUGCCUUUUCUUCACUUCUUUUAUUACUAUUUUAACUUGAUAACUUACCUAUGACGUAACACUAUGCUUCAGAAGUGAGUAGUUAUUUGAGAUUCCACUGUUGUUGUUGUUGUUGUUUUUCUUUCUUUCUUUUAUUCUCUUUUUUCAAAUUACUGGUGGUAUUUUGAAAUUGUUUUCUUUCUUUUCUUUUUUUUUAAUUUAUUUUAUUUAUCACAAAAUAAAUUUAUUUUUCUUAUGUAAAAUGUAAAUUUGUGUAUGUAUACACAAAAGAGAAAGUGCAUUAUGAUUAA
Schistosoma intercalatum is the source of this 4115-nucleotide messenger RNA. The record is from the annotation of a GenBank genome assembly. NCBI's taxonomy places the organism in Eukaryota, Metazoa, Platyhelminthes, Trematoda, Strigeidida, Schistosomatidae.